CAAUCCCGGCAUACACCGCGCCUCAUUAGCAUAACACACUCCGGUGUCUACAAGAGCCGAGCGAACACAGGCAGCUCCCGAGAGCCACGACCGCGUCUGAAUCCAGCAGAGUAUCCCCGCACCGCUGCAAACAUGAGCGACAGCGAGAAACUGGACAAGCAGCGGCUGAAGAACUUCAAGAAUAAAGGGCGCGAUCUCGAGACGAUGAGAAGGCAGCGGACGGAGGUGGUGGUGGAGCUCAGGAAGAACAAGAGAGACGAGCACCUGCUGAAGCGCAGGAACGUGCCGCACGAGGAUGUCUGUGACGACUCUGACGCAGAUGCUGAUUCAAAAACUCAAAACACUUCUCUUGAAGCAAUAGUGCAGAAUGCGACCAGUGAUAACCAGGGCAUUCAGCUCAGCGCCGUCCAGGCUGCCAGGAAGCUGCUGUCGAGUGACCGCAACCCUCCUAUAGAUGACCUGAUCAAGUCUGGGAUUCUGCCCAUCCUGGUGCACUGUCUGGAUCGAGAUGACAACCCUUCUCUCAACUUAGCAGACCCAAGCCGUGGUGCAGUCGACUGGGAAGCAAGGUCCAUAAAGACAUGGUUGGAUGAGUUUGGUGUGGAAGAACUUCACUGGCUGCACAGUCCUGACUCCAACUCCAUCAAACACAUUUCGGAUGAACUAGAAUGGAGAUUGAGAACCAGGCCUUCUUGUCCAACAUUAGUGCCUGACCUCACAAAUGCUCUACUGGAUGAAUGGGCAAAAAUCCCCACAGAAGCACUCCAAAAUCUUGUGGAAAGGCUGGAAAGGUGGAAGCUGUUAUAG
This is a messenger RNA of Cyprinus carpio (common carp), 807 nucleotides long. RefSeq names its product importin subunit alpha-3-like. The coding region runs from base 133 to 807 and encodes 224 amino acids. The record is from RefSeq and is a predicted model, not a curated record. The transcript is spliced from 8 exons. Gene Ontology annotation, molecular function: nucleic acid binding; nuclear import signal receptor activity. Gene Ontology annotation, cellular component: nucleus; nucleoplasm. Gene Ontology annotation, biological process: NLS-bearing protein import into nucleus. NCBI's taxonomy places the organism in Eukaryota, Metazoa, Chordata, Actinopteri, Cypriniformes, Cyprinidae.